AUGCACAGAUACAGCCAAUACCUGUUGACUUCCUUGGCUUAUGACUACUAUGUGGCCAUUUGCCGCCCUCUUCAGUAUCCCAUUCUCAUGAGUGUGAAGGUCUGUGCCAGCUUGGUGGCCGGGUCCUGGCUGUGUGGCUUGGUGAAUUCUGUGACUCACCCAGCACUGACAGCCACACUCACUCUGUGUGGACCUAACCAGAUGAAACAUUUUCUCUGUGACAUCCCACAGCUCCUGAAGCCGUCCUGCUCAGACACCUCUGUCAACGAGACUGUGCUCCACGUGGCCAGUGCCACCAUCGGCCUGAGCCCCUGCCUGUUCACUGCAGGUUCCUACGUGCUCAUCAUCUCUGCCAUCUUUAGGAUCCCCUCUGCUCAGGGCAGGAGAAAGGCCUUCUCCACCUGCGCCUCACACCUCACUGUGGUGGUGGUUUUCUUUGGAACAGCCAACUUCAACUACGACAGACCCAGUGAAGGCUACUCCCUGGACGUGGACAUCCCGGUGUCUGUGCUCUUCUGUGUUGUGACCCCCAUGUUGAACCCCAUCAACAGCCUGAGAAACAAGGAGGUCAAGGGUGCCCUGAGGAUGUUACUAGAAAACACGGAUUCUCUGGUGAGAUAA
This is a messenger RNA of Acomys russatus (golden spiny mouse), 621 nucleotides long. RefSeq names its product olfactory receptor-like protein COR9. Gene Ontology annotation, cellular component: membrane. Gene Ontology annotation, biological process: G protein-coupled receptor signaling pathway. Lineage: Eukaryota; Metazoa; Chordata; Mammalia; Rodentia; Muridae. The record is from RefSeq and is a predicted model, not a curated record. Gene Ontology annotation, molecular function: olfactory receptor activity.